Molecule: messenger RNA, 2213 nt
Organism: Lampris incognitus (smalleye Pacific opah)
Lineage: Eukaryota; Metazoa; Chordata; Actinopteri; Lampriformes; Lampridae
Gene: med31
Product: mediator complex subunit 31
Exons: 4
Coding region: 246-653 (135 amino acids)
Biological process (GO): regulation of transcription by RNA polymerase II
Cellular component (GO): core mediator complex; mediator complex
Molecular function (GO): transcription coregulator activity
Source: RefSeq, a predicted model, not a curated record
AAGCCUGCUCGUCCUGUCACGGUUUGGUUCGUGGUUAGUUAUUGGUCAUUGCCCUCUUGUGGUCAGAGAUGGGAAAAGCAAGUGUCGUAAACUGACGUGGAUCCUUUGAUCGCCCGUUUCCGGCAAACAUGGCAGCUUACUGUUGAUCAGCUAGAGAACACCUCAGAGAGAGUAACCAAAAUAUAUUUGCGUAUUUUGACAAAUAUAUUCACGACAAAAAAACGUAUUUGGACCUCAUUUUACCCAUGGCAGGUGUUAUGGAAACAGAGGAGCAGGGCAGGAAUCGCUUCCAGUCCGAACUGGAAUUUGUUCAGUGCCUGGCCAAUCCAAAUUACCUGAACUUUCUGGCUCAGAGGGGAUAUUUACGAGAGAAGCCCUUUGUCAACUAUCUGAAGUACCUUUUGUACUGGAAGGAACCAGAGUACGCCAAGUUCCUCAAGUACCCCCACUGCCUGCACAUGCUGGAGCUGUUGCAGUACGAGCAUUUCAGGAAAGAACUGGUCAAUGCACAAUGUGCCAAGUUCAUUGACGAACAGCAGCUGCUGCAUUGGCAGCAUUACUCCAGGAAACGCACCCGGCUCCAGCAGGCGCUGGCAGAACAGCAGCAGCCACAGCAGCAGCAGGCAUCACAUGGCAAUGCUGCUGCGAAAUGAUGAGGACAAUGAACGCUGUGGGGUUGGGAUUGUAUGUGUGUGUGUGUGUGUGUGUGUGUGUGUGUGUGUGUGUGUGUGUGUGUGCGUGUGCGUGUGUGUGUGUGCGUGUGUGGAAUUUAAAUAAAAUCAUUCUACAACUACACAAUUGUUUAAUUAUGGACUAUUCACAAUAAUUUUUUGUUUUGUUUUUUUCUUUUGUAAGGUUUCAAACGAUGAGAAAUACACUGAAGAGAAGUUAACAGGUCAAAUUAGGGCAUUGAAAGGUUUUCUUAGGGUUCUUAGUUUGUUGCUGAUGGCAGGUUUGGGACAGGUUUAGACAAUGGAAAAUAAUUUUGUAUAUAAUACAAGGAUCAUUGUCAAUGUAUUGUGAAUUGGGGAGAGACACUUGUAUAUGACUGAUUAGCUGUGUUUCUACCUGUUUGGUGGACAUUUUGACAUUUCAAAUAAAAGCUGAAUGGAAAUGCCAAAAAUACCAACAAAACUGGCACAAAGGUUUUGAACUCUCACAGUGAACAAGUUGAUGUAUUGAUGAUGGAGAUUAUUUGAUAAAUAGCUUUUUUUUUGGUCUUGAAUGUUUCUGACCAUAUCCAGUGCACAGGGAGAUUGUAAAAUCUCUUAAAACCAGAUGAUUUGCCCUUAUUUUUUUUUUACAGCUUUUGAUUGUUUGCUUAAAAUGACUUUUGGCUGGAAACAACUAUUCAGUAAUUCAAAUUCAAUUUCUUGUGCAGAAGCUACCAGCUCACAGAGGCUUUCAAGACAUUUCUGUUUGCAUUGUUUUGUUUCUUUGCAAUUUGCGAGCGGCAGAUAGGUUCCUAAACAAAUUGCUGACAUCUAAUAAACGGAGCACAUUGUCAGUCUUCCCAGGUAUCACAGUUUUCCCCAUAGAAAGCCCCUUCUGAAACAUAUAUCAAGUUUUUCAUAAUUACCUAACCGAAAGAAAAAAACUGCUAGGCAUGGAAACAGUAAUCUUUCCUUAAUGCCCAAUUUUCAGCUCGUAAUUUAACAGACAGAAAUUCACAAAAUGAAUUUCAUUUUCCAUUUCUCCUAAAUCACUGACACAGUCUGACUUCCUGUUUCCCAAGCUAGCUGGAGAGGUCUUUGACUUUUGGAUUAAGUUUAGUAAGACAGACGGUUCUGAUAUAACACUUGUUAAAGCAGUAUAUUCCUAUUUAAGGUUUACAUUAAAUGAUAAACACAUUUUCUGCUCAAUUUUAAUUUUAACAUUUGUAUUUAAAGGCCAUGUCAGUAAUUUUGGACAGUGCUUUAGUUAAGUAUUACAUCAGUACUAGUGCUCCACUGCAAAAAAAAAAAAAAAGAUAAAAAAUCCAGACGUUGGUAUUGUACAUUUCCAGAAACAUGCAAUAUCAACGUUUGGGAAGAGUGGGCUGCCAGCUCACUCACCUCAGAGGGUGUAUUUGAUUGAUGUAUACCUGUUGAAUUUGCAUGCAUAACUGCUUCUGUAGGCACGAAUGUACCUUUUUAUUGUAGGGCCUAUCACAUGUAAAAAUAAAAAAUAAAUUCCCAGAGGAAACACAAAAGAGUACAGACAAGAACUGAAGA